GUGAUAUAACGUCAAGACUAAGGAACCAUCCUGCUAGUGUUUCUCUAGGCUUCAAGAUACCGCAACAAAGCUACAGAUCAUCUUCUCAAAUUGUGAACAUAUAUUGACGACGCCAUGGCGGAUCCGGUUACCAUGUCCCCAGGAGCCCAACAACCCAGUUCUAUCUCGGUCAAGGGUUUCAAGAUCACCACGCAAAAGUUGCCAAUCUUAAAGGCCGAUCCGAUUGAAGACAUGACCAAUAAGCUCGGGAUUACGCCACCCGAGAUGAUAUUCGGUGACAAUUACGUUGCGAUAGAGCAUGAAAAAAGUGGCUGGGGUAUCAACUUCAAUGCUUUCGAUGCUUUGAAUCGGGUUGACAAGACUGGCGCAUCGAUGCUGAAGGUUGCAUAUUCGAGAGAAUGGCAGAGUAGCAGAGAGAAAACUCAUGAAGGAAUCAAGGAAAUCGUCAAGCCGUUUGAUUGGUCCUACAGUACAGACUACACGGGCACUGUCUCUCGUAACGCAAGGGAGUUUGAGCCGACAACGCAAGCCAUACCUAUCGAGUUACUCAAGCGUCCGGACCCGAUAUUGUUUUUCGAUGAGGUCAUCCUUUACGAGGAUGAACUUGCGGACAACGGCAUCGCUAUGCUAUCCUGCAAGAUACGAGUAAUGCCGGACCGGCUACUUUUGCUAUUGAGAUUUUUCAUGCGUUUGGACAAUGUACUCUUCCGUCUCCGGGAUACAAGAGUGUAUGUGGACUUUGAUACCCUCGAAGUUAUUCGCGAGUAUCAGUCCAAGGAGUGUGAAUAUGAGGUCGUUCGUCGGACCCUAGCGGCUACGAGAGAUGAUAUUCCGGCCGUCAUGAGAGAUGCCAAUAGGCUUUCAGAGAUCCUUCAACUCAAGGAGAAACGUUCAGAGCGAGUCAUUCUCACCAAAUAGCCAGUUCAUGUUAGCCAUGGAAAAUGUCUCCUUGGUCUGUGUGCCUUAUCACCGUUUCUGCGAAAUAGAAAACGGGUUUCCUUGAGCGCUUGUCCGUCCCCAUUCAGAGUGGCAGGCAAGGGAGAAAACAUCAGGUGUUUUCAGGGGUAGAAGAUCUCCAGCAGGUCUACCGAGUUCCACUGGGAACCUGGCCACCACUCUCAGGCAAGAAGUAUCUCUACUCGCUGCAUGUGCUCUGCAGACGCCCCGGGAACCCCCCGGAGCACUAGGUACGCUUGUCUUCAGGCUUGACAAACUCCUAUACUCGACUACCACCUUUUGAUCGAGCAUACCGCCUGAUCUAAUAUCCUAUCCCUAUCCAGCCCAUGUCUCACCACUUUUGAUGGGAAAUCUGGUUUUCAAUGGUGUUGGCCUGCAAAGCUUCAAGUCGUUGAAGGGCAUGUUGAUGAGACACAACCAUGGUCUGAGCGCCGUUUCUGGUGGUUCAUUCAACAGAAUGGCAGAACACCCAAUCAUGCAACCCUCGCUGAGUCCAAUUCAAUGCCUGCAUUAACGGGAAGUAAUCACCGCCGACGAACGUUCGCCGGGCUACUCUGUUACUUGACAAACAAAGAAAGUCGAAGCAUAAUUACGAUCUGAACCCUCGCAGUCAUUGACAGGAAUAUACUAGAAUGAUGUAACAAGGAUUUCCAAACAUAGGCAUGUCAUCUGGGUAAUUUGAAA
Messenger RNA from Aspergillus candidus, 1641 nucleotides. Its product is annotated as TIP41 family protein. Lineage: Eukaryota; Fungi; Ascomycota; Eurotiomycetes; Eurotiales; Aspergillaceae. Gene Ontology annotation, cellular component: cytosol. The coding region runs from base 115 to 918 and encodes 267 amino acids. The transcript has 3 exons. The record is from RefSeq and is a predicted model, not a curated record. Gene Ontology annotation, biological process: TOR signaling.